This is a messenger RNA of Lathyrus oleraceus (garden pea), 729 nucleotides long. Its product is annotated as F-box/kelch-repeat protein At3g06240-like. The transcript has 2 exons. The record is from RefSeq and is a predicted model, not a curated record. The coding region runs from base 1 to 729 and encodes 242 amino acids. Lineage: Eukaryota; Viridiplantae; Streptophyta; Magnoliopsida; Fabales; Fabaceae.
AUGUCUAAAGUAUUUAGAACUAGUAAUGGUACUCCUAAUCCUCAUGCUACUAUUAAUCACGGUUAUAGUAAUUCUGAAAAGAAUAACCAUACUGCUAGACCUCCAACUUUUGGUAGAGACUCUAUAGAGUUUGAAUGGUGGAAAAGCAAGAUGUGCCUAGUAAAUCAAGGGUGCAUCCCAAACCUUUUGGGGUAUAAGGACUUCUACCUUUGGAAUCCAUCCACCGGUGCCCACAAACAAAUACCCGCCUCUCCGGGAACCAUUGCAUAUUGUGAUAAUGUUUUCAUGUUAAUGUAUGGCUUUGGAUACGAACCGUCAGGGGGUGAUUACUUUGUAGUUUUGGGGUCAUAUGAAUACAAUGGUUCUACUUCCAUUGACUUGGAGAUUUUCUCCUUGAGGGAUAAUAAAUGGAAACAAAUUGGGGGUUAUUAUCUUUUUCCUUAUAUUUCAAGCGGAUAUGGUUUCAAAUCAGGAUUACUCUUAAAUGGGGCUCUUCAUUGGCCGGUUUAUAGUCCUUAUAUCUCUAACCAUGUUAUUAUUGCCUUUGAUUUAAAGGAAAUGACAAUCUCAGAGAUUGCUCUACCUGAUGAUUUAUCUUGUUAUUAUUGUCCUGAAGAAUCUAGUUUAUUGAUAUUUUAUGGAGUUAUCAGUGCAUGGAAUGUCGAGAUGGAUAAAAUUGAGAUAUGGGUGUAUCGCACCUCGAAAAAUGAGAACAUAACGCGCACAUGA